AUGGCUUCGCGAUCACGGAGACGCCCAGGCAACGUGUCGAUUGCUUUUCUGCCAAAGCGCAGAAAACUCGCGAAAUGGCUUCAGUCCCUUUAUGUUUCGAUCGAUCCCCGUGGCAAAGCGACAGAUUUCACAAAUGACACCAGCAGUGAAGAGAAAGACAUUGCCUCGAUCGAAAUCCAAACUCCCCCCAACAACCAUCCACAUACCAGUAUGCGCACACAUGAACGAGGAGAUGACCCACCUGUACGGCCUUCAGACAUGGGUCGCUAUGCCAACCUCCCACCACCUCCACCGCCUCCCCAAUCUGCUAUUUCACCCCAGAUAGUGGGUGCGAUGCCAGCAAGGAAACCCGGCGUUCCGACUGAAGGAAUUCCAUCACGUGAAUUCUCCGAAAUCGAAAGACAACAUGAAGAGCUGGUGAUUGAAAGGGAGAAUCUUAUGGGUUCUCGAUUUCAGAUGCAGAUGGAUAGACAGAAGAUAUCUGAGACACGCGAGAAAACUGGUAUUCAAGAAGGAUUGGUGAUGGAUCAAUUGCGUACCUUCCUAUACAAGCAAGCAAUCACCUUGCCCCAAGAUAUAGCGGAAACAUUUGAGCUGAUUGAUACUUUCCGAGACCAGCUAGGCUCACUGGAGGCCGAAUAUGAUCACACGGAACAAAACUACACACUGAAUGAGUUGAAGUACUCUAGGAAAGAGUCAGAAUUCAUCGACAAGUUGAAGAGCUUUCACUCAAACAGCUCUCCUGUUUCUGUAACUGAGAAAAUUCCAGUAGAUCGGGGUGCCUUGCAAGUGACUCCUGCAACUGUGGAUAGCUUGGAAAUCGUCAACCAGAACAACCAAAUCGCCAAUUCGACUCCACAUGAGAAGGCUCUACAACUAGCUUUGCAGCGUCAAGUGAAGUCCAAUACCCAAGAGGAUGACGACUCACACACGGAAAACUUUCGUCUACUCUCAAAUAAUGACCGUAUGGACACGUGGCUCGUUGAUAUUUUGUUUCAACCCUAUCUACCAAUGGACUACCCUGAAGACGAGGAGCCGAUUAGUGGUCCGACACACGGGUCUCCGCUGAAAGAUAUCCCUGAUGGCUGGCGCUGUAUUUUUGCCUUUGGGGCGCAAUUCGAAAGUAAGAAUUUGAAGGGUACUCAUGACAUAUCUCAAGAGCAAGGCAUCACAGGAUCCAAUCCUAUCUCUCUCUCACAUGAUCUGUUCGUAAUAAGGCGACAUGACAUAUUUCACGACAGAUUGCCGACGGUUACAAAGGAAUUCCAGGGGGAACAAAGCAAUUCCUGGAAAUUACCGCACUUGGAAUGCCCGUUUAGGAACAAAGCGUAUAAUUUCAAAGGCUAUGACACAUACGGACCUUUCACUAGCGAGAGAAUAGGCCUACCAAGGAGCUCCAGUACCCAUUCGGUACCGACUGGGUUGCAAGUCUUACGAACACGCCAGUCGUUUCACAGUUUUCCUCACAAAGUGGAAGUUGAGGACCGCCGCGACUCCAAAGUCAGCUCACAAGGAACACUGAAGAGUGGGACCUGGCCAUUGAGACUAUAUCGUACGGUAGACGCAUCACCAGCCACGCCAUCCUGGGGGGUUAUCAAGAAUCUGAUCGACCCUCGAAUUUUCCAGAGCUCCAACCACGGGAAUGAACGUCCCACACGAGAGAGAUGGAUUCUUCCCCACCGAUUCCUCCAGCAUAAUGCUGGAUAA
Bipolaris oryzae ATCC 44560 is the source of this 1707-nucleotide messenger RNA. RefSeq lists its product as uncharacterized. NCBI's taxonomy places the organism in Eukaryota, Fungi, Ascomycota, Dothideomycetes, Pleosporales, Pleosporaceae. The transcript has 2 exons. The coding region runs from base 1 to 1707 and encodes 568 amino acids. The record is from RefSeq and is a predicted model, not a curated record.